UGUGAGAAGAAAGAAAAUGGAGGAAAAUGGUGGUGAGCAGUUUCCUGGUUUCCAAACAUGUGCUCACAAAGAUGACAUUGUUUUCAGAAGAUGUUUGAGUCAUAGAUUGCAAAGAAGAGCUCCUUGUCCUCUUCAAGUGAUGAAGCCUAAUGUUUCCUCUGCUAGCUUCCAUGGUGGACAAAAAUCAUUGGGGACGAGCGGUACAAAUUCAUCGUCGUCUUCUUCUUCAUCUUCUUCGUCGUCAUUGAAUUCAUUCUAUCACAGCAAAGAUCCAAUUCCAUUGCUUUCUCCUCUAGUUUUGCCUUCUCUCCUGGAAUCUGCCUGUAUUCAACAAGAAAAUGCUACCAAAUCCCAUUGAAUCUGU
This is a messenger RNA of Ziziphus jujuba (common jujube), 364 nucleotides long. RefSeq lists its product as uncharacterized. The transcript has a single exon. NCBI's taxonomy places the organism in Eukaryota, Viridiplantae, Streptophyta, Magnoliopsida, Rosales, Rhamnaceae. The coding region runs from base 17 to 358 and encodes 113 amino acids. The record is from RefSeq and is a predicted model, not a curated record.